This is a messenger RNA of Papaver somniferum (opium poppy), 1282 nucleotides long. RefSeq lists its product as uncharacterized. The transcript has 7 exons. Gene Ontology annotation, biological process: DNA-templated transcription termination; regulation of DNA-templated transcription. Gene Ontology annotation, molecular function: RNA binding. Lineage: Eukaryota; Viridiplantae; Streptophyta; Magnoliopsida; Ranunculales; Papaveraceae. Gene Ontology annotation, cellular component: chloroplast. The coding region runs from base 47 to 961 and encodes 304 amino acids. The record is from RefSeq and is a predicted model, not a curated record.
CAAAACACCUCUUCCUUUUAGCUCUGAAAAAAACUUUCAGAGAGAAAUGGAGGGAAGCUCUGUUCUAAACUUUCCUUCUUCAAAAACCCAUUUCAAAGUUACUUCUCAUAAAUUAUAUUCUCCUUUCAAACAGACCCAAGUUGUUAAUUUUCAUCCUAAACAGUUUAGAAAUUCUAAUUCUAUCUCGAAAACCCAUUUCCUUUUAUCCUCAACUCGUAGUAUUAGUAAAUCCAUUCUCUCUCCAUGUCUUGCUGUUGCAGAACCAUUGGAGACUAUUACAAAUAAUAAUUCUUCUGCUAAAGAUAAUUUGCCAAAAAUCGAUAAAAGUGGAAGGUUUUGUAGUCCCAGAGCUGCUAGAGAACUCGCACUAUCGAUAGUGUAUGCCUCCUGCUUAGAGGGGUCAGACCCAAUUCAACUCUUUGAGAAGCGAUUAAAUGUUAGAAGAGAACCAGGUUAUGAAUUUGACAAGUCAUUGUUACUGGAGUACAAUCACAUGACCUUUGGUGGUCCUCCUGUCUCGACCCAGACAGAAGAAGAAGCUGAGGAGCUGCUGCACAAGAGUGAAAAGGAGUCUGCAAUUGAAGCAGAAGUGCUAUCAGCUCCACCAAAAUUGGUUUACAGCAAACUCAUUUUGCGUUUGACAAAGAAAAUGUUGGUUGCUAUUGUGGACUCUUGGGAAAAGCAUGUUCUUGUUAUAGACAAGAUAGCACCUCCAAAUUGGAAGAAUGUGCCUGCAAGCAGGAUAUUGGAGUUAUGCAUUCUUCACUUGGCAAUGUCGGAAAUAACAGUUCUUGGGACACGCCACCAGAUCAUUAUUAAUGAAGCGGUUGAUCUUGCAAAACGAUUCUGCGACGGAACAGCUCCACGUAUAAUCAAUGGAUGCCUAAGAACUUUUGUCAAGAAUCACUCUGGAAUAACAAACGUAGCGCAACCAUUAGAAGCUAGACGCCAAAAUAAGUAGUUCUACUUAUUAUCGUUGUUGGUGUUGAUGAGAAAAAAGUUCAAAGCUACUUUUGAUACCUGAGGAUGUCUGAGUAUGGUCCUUGUGAACCUCACAAAGUAGUUUAACUAUGAAAUGCCUCGUCGACUUGAUCAGCCUGAGUUGGUUGUGUAGGAGAGAGACGAGAAGUUAAAACCACGUAAACCAAAUUAGAUUUUCAAGAUGAGGUAGGAAAUUUUGUUUUCCACCUUACCAUUAGAAAUGGUGGGUUUUGUACUAGAAAAUGUAGUAAGAUUUAUGACUUUAUGUUUACGUGCAAUAUAAAAAUGCAACAGUUUGGUA